AUGUACGGUGAGUGGAACGUCCAUGCCGAAGCCGCCUUGGCGGCGGCACUUUUGAAACCCAAACGCCUAGCCCUCACCGCUUCGUCGUCUUCAGCACCGGCACCCUUGGCGAUCGAGAAUUGCAACAUUCCGGUUUCAAAAAAAGAGUCGUCCCCCAAGAAUACCAAGAAGGCUGAAGCAUCAUCGUCCUCGUCAUCUUCUACCUCGUCCGGGGAGGAGGCCGAAGAUGAGCAAGAGGAGAGCGAGGAUGAGCAGGAGGAGGCCGAUGAUGUGCAACAGGAACCCGCCAUGCCCGAAUACUACCAGUGGACUGAUGAUUGGCACGAUGUCUACGCUCAGCUGUUGCACAUCUACGAAAGUUCCGAGCUUAAUACCAAGCGGCGUAGGAUCAUGGACACGCUUUUGGCUGACCUUCGCAAAGCGAAGGGGCACUUUGAUGCAGAAAACCAAAUGACGACUGCCUACAAGAAAGCAUUGGACGAAGUCAAGAACCAUGUAAUGACUGAACUGAAGACCCCCAUCGUGAUCACCAAUGAGACUGUUUCCGGAUCCGUGAACGACUUGCCACUCAAGGAGCACUUCCAUCAGUACAAGGCCAAGACGUUGGUGGAUAUCAUCGAGAAUGUCGCUCUGCAAGAUGUGCCAUGGGAGUCGAUUGCGACGUGUCUUGCCAAUGAACGAUAUACUGAACUCCCACCUCCGUUUCGCACCGACCGUGUUGCAGACACUGAGUUCGUACUCCAGAUUGGGGUUAUCAAGAAUUCCACCGGCUCCUUCGGCACUGUGAUCAAGCACUUCAUCUUUGCAGACAAGACUACUUCGUUACGCCACAUAGAGGAAAUUGUACAUGGCACUGGGUACCUCAUCGACUACUCACCCAACUUUCGAAGUGGACCGCUGCAUGGUUGGAGUGCGGGGUUAGUCAAGGAAUGCUUGCGAAACCAUUCAGCUUCGAAUGUUUACGCUCGUCCAGUCACCAACUUCUUCUUGACACUCCACGACGUCGCAGGUUGGUUUUUCGAUGACGUGUUGGUUGAGAUCCUGGGUGACCUCAAAAGCCACACUUUGGUGAUGAUGGGGAUGGCCGAAACAGGGAAAACACCGGUGGCUCAAGCCAUCGCAAUGGCGAUCUCAGAAUACCAUAUACUGGCUGGUGGGAAAGAGCAGGAACUGCGGCCGUCCUUUCGCCUCGUUGCUUCCCUGGACCAGCUGCGAGGUGAAUCCGGCAUCAAGGAACGUCCGGAUAUCCUUGAUGACCCGGAUACCAGCGUCAUGUCCGUGACGAAGCUGAAAGCUUUCCUUGUACGCAAUCAGCUCCGAGUGAUUUGCGACAAUCGAGUGGAUGAUGAUGCCGAGCCAGACUUACCGGAGUCCGAAGGCUUCAUUAAGUUCGAGACCUUUAUGGACAUCAUCUCACCAGCCUUCCCCGACAAGUGUUCAAAGCAGGACCGUAUGGCCUGCCUCAAACGGGCGCAUUGGAUCGUAAACAUGAAGAAGGCUCUCUAUCUUCGACCUGCCGGUACCAAGACAGUUCCUGUCAAGCGCAUCCCCUACUUGCACGGCCAGACUGACUUCUUGAACCAAGAGGGCAAGGAUAUCUUACAGGCCAUGCGCGAUGGCAUUGAGACACCACCAAAGAAUUGGGUCCAAAAGAGACAAUGGACUCACGAUGUCCUGAGCAUGAUCAUCGAGAAGAAAGAGCGACCACGUCGCACUGCCACGAUUUUGAUUCCCGGGUCAGGCGGUAACGGUCCCACUUCUCGUGACUCAAAGCCACAAGUUCCAUUCUCAGGCCGCAUUUGUCCAGACUUCUUGCCGACCGUGGACACCGCCGCUUCUAUGGAGGACAGGCGCGAGGCUUCCUCUUCUUUGCCAACCGCCGCUAACAUUGCCUUAAAGACGGAGGUUGAAGAGAAAGCUUUCUUCCCGCUCAUGGUGGCGUCCCACGCAGAUGACGUCAUUGACUUGGCCACGCCAACACCUCCUCGCUGUAAGCGUCCUCGGCAAGAUGAUGCCUUUCCCGACGUGGGCGAGGAUCCUGAAAACUGA
Messenger RNA from Symbiodinium sp. CCMP2592, 2049 nucleotides. The record is from the annotation of a GenBank genome assembly. Lineage: Eukaryota; Dinophyceae; Suessiales; Symbiodiniaceae.